Molecule: messenger RNA, 660 nt
Organism: Prunus armeniaca (apricot)
Lineage: Eukaryota; Viridiplantae; Streptophyta; Magnoliopsida; Rosales; Rosaceae
Source: the annotation of a GenBank genome assembly
AUGGAAAUAAACACUGUGCAAACUAAAACCAAUGAGAUUUCCUUCAAAUUAUGGCAUAAAAGACUUGGACAUGUUUCAAAAGAAAGGAUAACACAACUGUGCAAGGAAUCUGUCUUACCACCAUUGAAUCAUGAAAACGAAGAUGAAGUUUGCAUUCCAUGUAUCAAAGGGAAAUUAACCAACUUAAGAAAGAAAGGGGUAUUGGGAAGCAAAGAUGAUUUUUCAAGAUAUGGAUAUAUCUAUCUCAUUAAAGAGAAAUCAAGUGCAUUGGACAAGUUCAAAAUUUAUAAGGCUGAAGUAGAAAACCAGUUGAACUUGAAAAUAAAGGUGGUUAGAUCGGAUAGAGGAGGAGAGUACUAUGGAAGGUUUGAUGAGACUGGAAGGAAUCCUGGACCCUUUGCUAAGUUUCUUCAAGAAGAAGGAAUUAUAGCUCAGUACACCAACCCAGGUACACCUCAACAAAAUGGAAUUUCAGAAAGAACAAACAGGACCUUGAAAGACAUGAUAAGGAGUAUGAUGAGCUGUACAAAUCUGCCAAUUUUUCUUUGGGGAGAAGCCUUAAAAACAGCCAACUAUAUUCUAAAUAGAAUUCCAACCAAAAGCAUAAUAGAAUUCCCUAUGAAGUAUGGAAUGGAAGGAAGCCUAGCAUUAAACAUCUGA